Messenger RNA from Macrobrachium nipponense, 1013 nucleotides. RefSeq names its product heme-binding protein 2-like. Lineage: Eukaryota; Metazoa; Arthropoda; Malacostraca; Decapoda; Palaemonidae. The transcript is spliced from 7 exons. Gene Ontology annotation, molecular function: heme binding. The record is from RefSeq and is a predicted model, not a curated record. Bases 61 to 684 code for a protein of 207 amino acids.
CAUAUAAAAGGCAGGCAGGGUGGCUAGUACGCAUCGAGUGUCUUCCAAACAGAGCUUAAGAUGAAGGACAACAGAACCUUUUGGCUGGCUUUCAUUUCGCUGGCCCUCCAGCUCUCGGUAUCCUUGGCGAUGCCCUACGUGAAACCGGCCGAUGUAGCGCCUUACAAAGUGAUAAAAAAGACCGAGCACUAUGAGAUCCGAUCAUACCUUCCAACGAAGUGGGCCUGCUACGACUACAAAGGAGCUGAGUUCACCAAGCGAAAUCAGGCAAUGUCCUUCCUAACCAUCUACGGAUACAUCAAUGGUGAAAACUCAGCAGGUGUCAACAUCACGCUGGCUAGCCCGACGACGGUGAGAACCGUGUUCUCAGCCAACAACCCUGCAGAAAACCUGUAUCAGAUGUGUAUGUUCCUUCCCAAGAUGUACCAGGAUAAUCCUCCACAGCCUCUGGACAAAGACGUCUUCAUCCAGAAUCGCAACAAACUCACUGUUGCUGUCAUGCAAUUCAGCCACUUAAUGUUGAAAGAGAACGAAUGGGAGGUUCAGAUGGAGAUACUCAAAAAUCACCUGAGGGCUGCCAACGAACCAGGAAUGGACUUCGAUGACAUCUACGGGGCCUCCUUCGACCCACCAUUCGACGCGAACGGUAGACCCAACGAGGUGUGGGUCGUGAAGAAGGAGUAAGAAGAACAGCGUCUCCCGAAAGCAGCCACCUUGAGGUACACCGCUGACGCGAGAAGCUGAAAAGGGAAAAGGAACGAUAGAUAGAACUAGCCCUCGGAAGCAUCCAUUUGACCAGAAUCUUUAAAAGCACAUUUUGUCUAUUCUUUUCGAAAUAUGUAUCAGACUUAUCCUUUCGAGCCCACAUUGAUUAUUAUCGGUUGUUAGUCUCCUACAAAACUUCAAAGUUAUGUACAAAUCAUUCAUUAUGGUUAAGGUCUAUAGCGCAAAAUUGUUUUUUUUUUCUGUUGUGUCUUCUGUGUCUUAGUAAAAAUAAAGCAGUAAUUGUUCAA